CAUGCUGCACAACUCCUCCAUGUCAGUCUAAGUUCUUCUUUUCCCCGCAUUAAUCUUGGACAUCUUGGCUUUUUAUAAUUGGAUUUUGCAGGACAUGUGACGAGAUAAAAACUCCUCAGAGCUAUUGUAACAAAACUGGGUUACCCUACAAGUGGGAGGGAGAAGGAGAGAAAAAGUGCAGUGCAAGAGAAAUGGUUUGACUUGAUGCUAUCUUCUUAACAGUCUUGGACCAAUAAUCUGUCAGCCUACCGCUUCUAAGCACGGCACAUCUAAGAAGCACCUUGUUUAUCACUCUGGAGAUAGAAAUAGCUGAGACCAAAAAUUUGAAGACCUGGAAAAAAACAGAGGAAUUGGAGGGGCCAAACAAAGUAGAAGACGAAGGUGAUAUGGGUAGUGGAGCAAGUGCUGAAGACAAGGAACUUGCUAAGAGGUCAAAGGAGUUGGAAAAGAAGCUUCAAGAAGAUGGAGAUAAAGAGGCAAAGACAGUUAAGCUACUCCUAUUAGGUGCUGGUGAGUCAGGGAAGAGUACAAUUGUCAAACAGAUGAAAAUUAUCCAUCAAGAUGGUUACACAGAAGAAGAAUGUAUGGAGUUCAAAGCAAUCAUAUAUAGCAACAUACUUCAAUCCAUCCUAUCAAUCAUCAGGGCCAUGACUACUCUGGGCAUAGAUUUUGCUGAUUCAGGUCGCGGGGAUGAGCAACGGCAGCUGUACAGUUUGGCUGAUUCCAUUGAAGAGGGUACCAUGCCCCCAGAAUUGGUGACUUGUAUAAAGAAACUUUGGGCUGAUGGAGGAGUUCAAGCCUGCUUUGAUCGAGCAGCUGAAUAUCAGCUCAAUGAUUCUGCUGCAUACUAUCUUAAUCAACUGGACAGGAUCACCGCUGCCAACUAUCUUCCCAAUGAACAGGAUGUAUUGCGAUCCCGUGUUAAGACCACAGGUAUCAUAGAAACAAGGUUCUCAGUCAAGGAUCUUAAUUUCAGGAUGUUUGAUGUAGGUGGGCAGAGAUCAGAGCGCAAAAAGUGGAUCCACUGCUUUGAAGGGGUGACCUGCAUCAUCUUCUGUGGCGCUCUUAGUGCCUAUGACAUGGUCUUGGUAGAAGACGAUGAUAUGAACCGCAUGCAUGAAUCUUUGCAUCUCUUCAACAGUAUCUGUAAUCACAAGUUCUUUGCUGCCACUUCCAUAAUUCUUUUCUUGAAUAAGAAGGACCUCUUUGAGGAAAAAAUCAAGAAAGUACAUCUCAGCAUUUGCUUCCCUGACUAUGAUGGCCCCAAUACAUUUGACGAUGCAGGCAACUACAUCAAGCUUCAGUUUCUUGAUCUAAACAUGAGAAAAGAUGCAAAAGAAAUUUAUAGUCACAUGACUUGUGCCACAGAUACACAAAACGUCAAAUUUGUAUUUGAUGCAGUAACAGAUGUAAUCAUCAAAGAGAACCUAAAGGACUGUGGUCUCUUCUAAGCUUUUUAAAAGAAAAGGAACGAGAGCUUCCAGUGAGCUUCACCAUUCUGCUGAGCAGAGCCAAAGAGCAACCCAUCAUUCAGGAAUCUACACUUCUCCAUAGAAGAUAAAGAAUUCUAACAAGAUAACAGUUCUUACCCAAGAUAAACAAUUCUACCAAGAACAUGCCAUCAAAAAAGCUAAUGGAACAAAAAGUUAAGAGUCUCCAAUUUCUGAAUAAUUUUCUUUGACAAGUUUCCUUUCUGAAGUACUCUACAAUCUGUGAAAGUGGAAAUUGUAACAUGGGCAACAGUGAAGACAAACUUGUUUACAAUGAAUUUAUGUCAAACACUGAACCUCCGCAUUUAACUAUUUAUAAAUAAGCCAUAAUCCGUUCACAGGAAAAAUACAAGCAGUGCUUUGGGGUCUUAUUUAACAGAACUGUUCAUUGUAAAACCAAUGGUCUGAAUGUCCCAAGUCCAAAAACUGUAUAUUGUAUAUAGAAAUGAGGUAUUUUCCAAAUUUACAUCUAUUAAAAUAGAUCAAACACACUAUUUAUUUGUAGUUGUCUGAAACUGGUGCAAUUAGAACCCAGUGUCUUUAAAAAAAAGUUUUAUAGUAUCUAAUUCAGUGAUCUAGAAUGGGUCUGUUCCCCCAUACCAAUUAAACUCACAGAAUACAGCAGUGCUUCAAUACCUGCUGUGGAGACAACUUGUCUACUUGUGCUAUUAAUCCUGUGAUAAUGAACAUACAUAUAUACAGCUUUGAGCCAUUGACAUCACAGGGGCAGAGAAUUUCUCCACACCCAUAUAGGGAACAGAGGGAUACAAAAACGAAACAGUUGUAUUGUUAGACAAGAUACCACUUGCAUUAAGAUGCACUGCAAGUAAUUCCUCGUGCAGCUUCAAAUAAACGUGAAGAGAUAAAAAUAAAUUUGUAUUAAAAAGUAUGGGUGCAUGAUUGAAAAGUAAUUUCUUCCAUUCCUCUUCAUAUUCCUUUUCUCCAGACAUUCCUCUUCACAUUUUCUUUUCAAAAAUAUCUGCUGUGAUUCAUAUGCUGUUUACAGAAACUGAAGUGGUGGCUCAAUGCAUUGUUAAUUUAUACAGUAUCUUUCCCUGAUUUGAAUACAUAUUCAUGCUUAUAUGAAAUUGGUCUUAAACCGAUUAAGUAACCUGUAAUAUGUUCCCAUUUUUAAAAAAUGUACAUGUCACCAUAGAUGGUUGAGUUAAUAGAUUCAUGCAUUUACUGUAUGAAGAGUGUUCUCCCACUGUACACUCAGAAACCUAGUAAGAUAUUUAUUUUUAGCAUCUUAUAUAUAUGAGUAGAACAUCAUCACUUCUUUUGCUAAAGUAUUUAUAACAGUAGCAAGAGAUUCAGAUUUAGUGUAGGUAGGGGGUUAAGGCACCAAGCUAGAAACUGAGAGACUGUGAGUUCUAAUCCUGCUUUAGGCAUGAAAGCCAGCAGGGUGACUUUGGGCCAGUCACUCUCUCUCAGCCCAACUCACCUCAUAGGGUUGUUUUUGUGGGGAAAAAUAGGAGGAUAUAUUUGUUCCCUUGAGUUAUUUACAAAAAUAAUAAAGCAAGAUAUAAAUAAACCAUUACAAUGUAUCAUUUUAAAAUAGCCAUUGUAAUACUUUGUUGAUGUGACAAAUGAUAAAAACUGACAAUUGACUUGCCACUAUUCUCAGAUGUUAUUAUUACUCUUUGUAAAGUUACUAGUACCAAUAAAAUGGUAUUAAAUUGGUUCUGUUCUGUCAGCAACAUCAAUUUCACUAGUAGCUGGAUUUGCCCACUGUUUUGCAAUACCUUAACUCCAUUCUUAGACAACACACAGACUGCACAGUCAAAAGAGAAAGAAAGGAAAGGAAAGGAAAGGAAAGGAAGAAGUCUGUUCGAUUAAUGAAAGUCUACCUCAAUAUUUGGUGCAGACUAAUGAAUUUUUGUCAAAGCAAGAUAUAACCCUGCAACUAUUUAUAUAACAGUUUAGCAAUAGCAAAUAAUUAAUCAGACUAACAUUUUAAUUUGCAAAAGUCAGAAAUGCAAGGAAGAAACUAACAAGGAUUUGCAGAAAUGGCACCAAUAAAGUUAGGAACUUUUAAGUUUUUUUAACUCACUAUUUUAAUAUUGCCAAUAACUACAUCAUCAGGUUGAAACUGUACAUGAAAAUUGGGAAAGAGUUUCAGUGUAAUGGUUAAGCAAAGAAUUACCCUUACUCUGCUUAAUUUUCAUUACAAGGAAAACAAUGGCAAACAGGAACUUGGCACCACAUUUACAUGCUGUUGGUACAUUUCCAAAAUCUCUUAAGGAUAAAAGGCCCUGGUAAAUGCAGAACAAAUUCCACUGUCUACAAAACUCCCCACUGCUUUAAGACCAAACACAUACACAACAAUUAAGUGGUUGAUACAGUAGCCCUGUAGCAGCAUAUAUUCUCUCCCUCCAGCUCGGAAUUUUACAAAUCACUUUGCUAACUGGUACUCACUUCAGAAAUUUCAUAUAAGAAUCAGAUUUUACUUGCUACACCAGAUGCAUACUCAGCAAAUUGAUACUCGGCAUAAACCAGGCUAAAUCCUCCCAACCCAUAAGCCACACAUAAUUUGUUAAACCUGCUACAGGAAAUCUACGUUUUAAGGAAGGGGAAAGCCUUACAGUAUAUGUAGCAGAAUGUUGACAUAGUAUAUAUUAGAAGUAAGCCACAGCUUUAGCCAUAAGAAUUCUAAGGCCCUUUUAAAGUAGUUGCAAUACUAGCAAGUUCUGAC
Molecule: messenger RNA, 4185 nt
Organism: Crotalus tigris (Tiger rattlesnake)
Lineage: Eukaryota; Metazoa; Chordata; Lepidosauria; Squamata; Viperidae
Gene: GNAT2
Product: G protein subunit alpha transducin 2
Exons: 9
Coding region: 387-1451 (354 amino acids)
Biological process (GO): adenylate cyclase-modulating G protein-coupled receptor signaling pathway; detection of chemical stimulus involved in sensory perception of bitter taste
Cellular component (GO): photoreceptor outer segment; heterotrimeric G-protein complex; photoreceptor inner segment
Molecular function (GO): G protein-coupled receptor binding; GTP binding; GTPase activity
Source: RefSeq, a predicted model, not a curated record